Molecule: messenger RNA, 2582 nt
Organism: Dermacentor albipictus
Lineage: Eukaryota; Metazoa; Arthropoda; Arachnida; Ixodida; Ixodidae
Source: RefSeq, a predicted model, not a curated record
GUGUCGCCCAUAGCAGGGUUCGAGGCUAUAUGACACGCGCGCCUUCCUUCCCGCCCAUAGGGCUCACGACAGUGCAUCGCUUCUUUCUUUUUGCAGGUCUUACUGAAUUGAGUUUGCGUGGCAGCAAUCCUUUUCGCCAUCCAGUGGACUGUUGAGUCAUGUCUAAGGCACCUCAUGCAGACCAUGCCGUCGACACCAGAUGUGCCCUCGACUGCAGCAGCAACGAAUGGAGCGCGCAGAACAUUCCAUGCACCAAGGGGGGCGGUGCGAGCUGUAAGUUACUGGAGCACCAUGCGGAAAUUAAUAGGGUACUUCUAGGCGCUGCCCUGGAGCAUCGGGAAGACAAGCGAGGACAGAGCAGAGGUGAUGCCCUUAUUGCGGCUGUCGAGGCAAGCACUUGCUGGUACGCAUGGUACAGCUCUCGGGAAAACUCGUGCAAAGCGAGAGCACUGGAUCUUGUUGAGCUUCUACUCGCCGAGCACCCCUGCAUCACGGCGAUGGAAUUCACUAGGAACUUUAUGCUUCGCCCAUCGUUGCUCUCAGCAGUAAAACGUCAUCCCCGUUUGAACAGCUUCACUGUACCCGGGAAAUUCGCGGCAUUGCCCGACGCAGCUGAGGUGUUCGACGUGAUAAGAUCUUUGCCACAGCUCAAGAAUCUAGCUUUCAAGGCUUACGAGUUCGAGAAGAAAUCCUGGACUACGUGCUGCAUCUUUGACUGCUCAUUUGACCUUCCCUUAAGUUGUCUGUCGACCCUCGACCUCGCAGAGCUGCUAAUACCCAGCACUGAGGUCGGACGGCUCGUCCAGGCGCUCACUGAAAACGAAAGCAUCACCGACCUCUGCGUCGGAGAUUGCGUGUUCUCCUACCGAGAUAAAGACUCCAUUGCAAGGUUCCCGAAGUACCUCGCGAAGGAAAAUUGUGCGCUGCGAACAUUGACGCUCAAAGCGAGCGUGUAUUCCACCAGCAGGUCACUCCUGCGGGAACUCGUCGACGCGUUCGGCAAAAUGAAUUUUUUGGAGGAACUGAAUCUGGAUAUCAUCGUGACAACAAUGUUCGUACCUACGUUCGCCCUCUUCGCCGAAGUAGCCAGUCGGAGCGCCAAACUACGCAGCCUGAGGUUGCCUUGGACGACUACAUAUCCCUAUCUUAAUGUUCACAGUACAAGUCCUGAAGCCACGCAAUGCAUGAAGUCAUGGCACACAGCCUUGCAAGGAUCGAAGUCUCCGCUAAAGCAGCUGCGUAUCGACUUGAAGGGCUUCGGCGAAGCCGCAUGCGACACUUUCUUCGACGCAAUCGCCAACAAUGAAUCUCUGCGGUUGGUGGAAGUCGACACUUUGCCCUUCAUCGAUGGGCUCGACAGGGUCUCCAAAACUAUUCUGGAGCGAGGUCUGAACGAUCGAGUGGUCAUCAAAGGACACCAUCGGCACAGCAACGCAAACCAGCUGCUGAAAUACCCGCAAAUCAGCAGCGUGGCCGUAACGCUGGGGCGGUUCAUUUCCCGCGAACGCGUCGACCCGCAGUCGGUUAUCUCGACUCUGGAAGUGGUCGGUAGCUCGAGUAACGUAACGUCACUGCUGGUUACGUGCAAUGGAUUCAAUCGCGACGAAUUAUCUGCCUUGGCGGCAUGCCUAAGGAACGCGGCUGUGCUCACUGAUGUCGACAUAAACCUCGGGACAGUUUUGGAUGCCUUAACAGAAGAGGAGUGUAGGGAAGUACGAGCGGAACUAGUGUCGGCGCUGGCCUCCAACCUCAAACUUCUCAAAGUCAGCAUCAAAGGCGUGCUGCUGUCCCAUUACGACUUGAACGUCCUCGCACAUGGUGCCAGCAAGAGUCUCCGCCUCACCGAAUUCACCAUGACUCCUGCCUGUCAUUGCAUUACCCCGAAUGCCAAGCUUUGUGAAGCCCAGCCAAGUGGUUUUCAGCACAAGCACAGUGCGUUAAUGGAAACAAUCAAGUUCAAGAACAUCGAACUUGCCGACGUCCUGCAAGCGACCAGAAGGAAUGCCUCCGCCGUCUCGGCCGCUUCACAAUUCGUGCUAGGCCAGCAAGAUGCCUUGGACGGUGCGGAUGCCGUCGAGCUGAUGCACGACCACCCACGUCUACUCGAAAUGGUGAUGGAAGGUGAUGACGUCACAAAGACCAAAGCUAAGGAGAUGAUCAGCAGUGCUCUGCUGCGUGUGUACCAUUGUAGCCUUGAUGAGUUUAUGAGAAUCGCAGGCGUCGUCAAGGAGAGGGUGGAGUGCUUUCGUCAUCCCGGUGCCAGGCUUCAGCUCGUUGACAUUGACCCCCACUGCUGGCUGCACAUUCGCAGGUUCCUGAAGAUAAGGGACGUUCUCAACAUUGAACCGGUAUUUGUUAAUCCAGGCAGCUCAUGGGCUUUUGAAUGCGAUUAGCUCAGCAUAAAUAAAACAAAGAAACUUUCUUAGUCUGAGUACGAGUGGGCUCCGUGGAAAAAAUGCAAAACUUUAGUGCCCUUACUCUGUCAAGAAGGAUGACCAGCGAAGCUGUAGAGAGAUGACUACAUUGACGACUAUAUUGAUUCAUAUUGUUAUACUGGCUGAAUAAAGACACGUGAAACUUUC